Messenger RNA from Oxyura jamaicensis (ruddy duck), 486 nucleotides. It is a transcript of the gene IFT20, whose product is annotated as intraflagellar transport 20. Bases 58 to 456 code for a protein of 132 amino acids. The record is from RefSeq and is a predicted model, not a curated record. Gene Ontology annotation, biological process: protein localization to cilium; centrosome localization; intraciliary transport. The transcript is spliced from 4 exons. Lineage: Eukaryota; Metazoa; Chordata; Aves; Anseriformes; Anatidae. Gene Ontology annotation, cellular component: intraciliary transport particle B; centrosome; cilium.
CGCGCUGUCGCCGUGGCAGCCGGGGCCGAGAGGGGCCGUGAGGGGCCCGGCGGGGCCAUGGCGCAGGCGGCGCUGGGCGCGGCGGGGCUGCACUUCGACGAGCUGAACAAGCUGCGCGUCCUGGACCCCGAGGUGGCGCAGCAGACGGCGCAGCUCCGCGAGGAGUGCAAGGCCUUCGUGGACAGGAUCGUGGAGUUCCAGAAAAUAGUGGGCAGCCUGAUCGAACUCGUGGACCAGCUGGCAAAAGCGGCUGAAAGCGAGAAGAUGAAGGCCAUUGGUGCACGAAAUUUGCUGAAGUCUAUAGCAAAGCAAAGAGAAGCUCAGGAGCAGCAACUUCAGGCUCUAAUAGCUGAGAAAAAGAUGCAGUUGGAAAGGUACCGAAUAGAGUAUGAGACUCUGUGUAAGAUUGAAGCAGACCAGAACGAAUUCAUUGACCAAUUCAUUUUUCAGAAAUAGAAGACUUAACAACAACAACAACAAAAAAAC